Penicillium angulare is the source of this 1284-nucleotide messenger RNA. RefSeq names its product putative cysteine synthase. Lineage: Eukaryota; Fungi; Ascomycota; Eurotiomycetes; Eurotiales; Aspergillaceae. Gene Ontology annotation, cellular component: cytoplasm. Gene Ontology annotation, molecular function: cysteine synthase activity. The record is from RefSeq and is a predicted model, not a curated record. The transcript is spliced from 4 exons. The coding region runs from base 1 to 1284 and encodes 427 amino acids.
AUGCCGGAUCGAUCGGCUAUUUAUGUUGGCACGGCAUUCGUUGCCGGGGUCUGUUUGACCAUAGCAUACAAAGAUAUAUUGGAUUCGCGGCGCAAUGAAAAGUCAGCGAAGCCAAAGCCACAAUCCGAUGCGCUUGUUGCUCAUUCAGGACCCCCGGAGAUCGUGGAGGGAAUUGAGGGAUGCAUUGGAAACACGCAUCUUUUUAGAAUAAAAUCUCUAUCAGAUGAGACAGGAUGUGAGAUCCUAGCUAAGGCAGAGGCACGAUUCCUGAAUGGCGCUGGACAAAGCUCCAAAGAUCGUGUUGCUUUAAGCAUGAUUGAACUCGCCGAGGAAGAAGGCAUCUUAACGCCCUAUUCUGGCGAUACAAUUUAUGAAGGUACAUCAGGAUCAACAGGUAUCUCAUUAGCAAGCCUGGCGCGGGCAAAAGGAUAUUUGGCACACAUCUGUUUGCCCUCGGACCAGGCAAUUGAGAAGUCGAAUCUUCUCCUGAAAUUAGGCGCAAUUGUUGAUCGUGUGCCUCCAGCACCUAUAGUUGAGAAAGAAAACUUUAUAAACCGUGCUCGUGCCCUAGCAGCUGCUCAUACAGGAUCAACUCCAGUCGCAACAGAGGAUGGCGAGGUCGAGCCAUCAGAGCGCAUGGCACGAGGCCGCGGAUUUUUCGCGGACCAAUUCGAAAACGAAGCUAAUUGGCGUGCUCACUAUGACGGCAGUGGACCAGAGAUCUACGCUCAAUGCAACGGCAAGAUAGAUGCAUUCGUGGCAGGCGCAGGUACAGGCGGAACUAUCUCAGGCGUUGCGCGGUAUCUCAAGCCCUUAUUGCCGGACUUGACGGUCGUUCUAGCGGAUCCACAGGGCAGCGGGCUAUAUAACCGCGUCCGAUACGGUGUUAUGUUUGAUGUGAAGGAGAGAGAGGGUACACGCCGUAGACGUCAGGUGGAUACUAUUGUCGAAGGCAUUGGCGUCAAUCGCGUCACUGCCAAUUUUGAAGCUGGCAAAGAACUUAUCGACGAUGCGGUCCGUGUAACAGAUGCUCAAGCACUGGCGAUGGCUCGCUGGCUCGUUGAGAAAGAUGGAAUUUUCGCUGGCAGUAGCAGCGCUGUCAAUUGCUUCGCGGCUGUGAAAACGGCGCAGAAGCUUGGUCCUGGUCAUCGCAUUGUGACGAUGCUGUCAGACUCGGGGUCACGACAUCUAUCUAGAUUCUGGGCUAAGGCUGGGGAUGUUGGAGGUGCCGUUGACACCAAGUUGAGCGAUGUCUUAAACGCACGCGACGAGGAUUUUCAAUAA